AUGCCAUUGGGAUGGACACUAGAUACUGUUGACAAUAGGAUGGAAAUUCCAAAAAGGUAUAACUUUGCAAUGGAGAAAAGUUUUGACAACAACGGAAGAAAAGUUGCUUUUGUGGGUCUUCAUCUAUGGCGUUCCGAUUUCGGAAGCAUUCUAAUACCACAGUGGCGACCUACGCCCAAUCUUUCUGCAUCCAAUCAAGAUUGCUAUUCGGAGUUCCAUUUUUCAUCCUAUGGGCUGGCGCUUUGCAUUUUCUCUGCCGUUGGGCGUUUGCUUUCUCCUCUUCAAUGUUCUUCUUCCAAAUGGUAAGCUUCGCAUUUCUUUUUUAUUAUUACUGCAGAUCGAUAAGCUCUUUUUAGGCAUCUUAUCCUGCUUUUAAGUGCACAUAUACGUCUCAACUCUCAAGUCAUUGGUGCUCAAAUGAUCAGAGUAUAUAAUGAAAUUUCUGAUUACAAUAUGAUCCAUUUCUUUUCUUAUUUCAAAUGCAGAAAAUGGAAUUCUAGUUUUACUUCAUUCAUAUCCCCCUGUAGUAUAUUCAGGAUUCUUUGAAGCAAAACUCAAUAGCCAUUUUGAUAAUACAUUUAGC
Molecule: messenger RNA, 583 nt
Organism: Oldenlandia corymbosa var. corymbosa
Lineage: Eukaryota; Viridiplantae; Streptophyta; Magnoliopsida; Gentianales; Rubiaceae
Source: the annotation of a GenBank genome assembly